AUGCUGGGUUCUAGAGCCAUCUCAUGGACAUCAAAGAAACAAGAGAUAGUUACUCUAUCAACUAUCGAAGCAGAAUAUAUUACUGCAACAACAUGUGUUUGUCAAGCAAUUUGGCUUAGGAGGAUUCUUGAAGGGAUGGAUUUUGUGCAAGAAAGGAAAGUUGAUGCUACUGUAAUUUACUGUGACAACAGUUCAACUAUCAAACUGUCCAAUAAUCUUGUUUUACAUGGAAGAAGCAAACACAUAGACAUGAAAUUUCAUUUUAUCCGGAAUCUCACAAAGGAUGAAGUGAUUGAACUUCACUACUGCAGAAUUGAAGACCAAGUUGCUGAUAUAAUGAUAAAUCCAUUGAAGGUGGAUGCAUUUCAGAAGCUUAGAGCAUUGUUGGAGUUGUUCAAGUUUAUAGGAAGUUCAGUUGAAAUCAAUAGACAUGGGCUAUAUGCAUCCAGAUUAAUAGGACUUAGUGGUUUAAGUUUGGAUGAAACUUUUAUAGUGUUGUUGUUGGGUGAAUGGAGAAAAGAGAGUGGAGAGGAAGGUGGUAGUAGGAGAAAAGAGGAAGAAGCUCGCAAUCUGGCAGCACAGAGAUCAGUUGUUAUAAUUAUCGACGAUAUACAGGAAAGAACUUUGGCUACUGAUUUGCUACUUGGAUAUUUAUCCACACUUCUUACAAAAAGAGCAGAUUUGAAGUUGAUAUUCAUGAGUAGUACAAGUCUUGAAUCUGAAAAGUUCAAGGAACAUUUCCAAGAACAUUAUCCUAGUAUUCAUAUUAUGAAAGUUCCUGGAAGGUUACAUCCUGUGGAAAUUGUUUAUACAAGUGAUGAAGAAGUUGAUAGGAAUAAUUACUUGGAUGCUGUUACAAAGACUGUGGUGAAUAUACAUAGACAUGAACCUCCUGGAGAUGUACUUGUGUUUUUGAGUGAAGAGGGAGAGGUAGAAGAUGCAUGCAACAAAAUAUCAAAAGAAAUAUGUAAUCUAAAGAAUCUUGUGGGUCCUAUGAAACUGGUUCCACUAUAUUCUUGUCUACCAGCAACAAUGCAACACAAGAUUUUUGAACCAUGUUCUGGAAGAAAGAUUGUGGUAACAACAAAUAUAGUAGAAUCUUCCUUAUCAAUGGAUGAUAUUUCGUAUGUUGUUGACUCUGGAUUUGUUAAGAAAAAGGUUUUUGACAAUAAACUAAAUAUGGAGUGUCUAGUAACGUCAACAAUAUCAAAAGCAAGUGCAGAUAUGAGGUCAGAGCAUGCUGGUAGAACAAUAAGCGGGAAAUGUUUUAGAGUUUAUACAGAAGAAAGUUACAAGAAUAAUCGUGAUCAAGAGAUAUGUCCUGAAAUUCUGAGAUUAAAUCUCGCCAAUAUGAUUCUCUCUUUAUGGAAACUUGAUGUAGAUGAUUUUUGGUUUUUUGGUUACGUUGACUUUCCUGAUGUUGAAUCUCUAGUGUGCGCCUUUGCAACAUUGGUGUACUUGGGUGCAUUGGAUCAACAUUGCAAGUUAACAAAUAUUGGUGAGUUUAUGAGUGUGUUUCCCUUGGAACCACAAAUGUCAAAGGUGCUAGCUGUUAGCCCUGACUUCAACUGUUCACAAGAGAUACUAUCAAUUUCUUCCAUGCUAUCAGGUUGGUCGAUUCAGCAGCAUCAUGGUCAUUGUACUACAAAUUAUCAAAAUAUUCUAAUAGUGAAGCAAAGGGUAUUCUUGAAAGAAUGUUGA
Lathyrus oleraceus (garden pea) is the source of this 1701-nucleotide messenger RNA. RefSeq names its product probable pre-mRNA-splicing factor ATP-dependent RNA helicase DEAH3. The coding region runs from base 1 to 1701 and encodes 566 amino acids. The transcript is spliced from 5 exons. Gene Ontology annotation, molecular function: helicase activity; RNA binding. The record is from RefSeq and is a predicted model, not a curated record. Gene Ontology annotation, cellular component: intracellular anatomical structure. Lineage: Eukaryota; Viridiplantae; Streptophyta; Magnoliopsida; Fabales; Fabaceae.